AAGGGACCUAAUGUAUAUGGCAUAUGUUUGCUCCCCCUCUUAACACUAUGUGUUUUAAACAGGGCCACCUCCCGGAGAAAGGUUGUUUUCCUCAGGUAGGGAUUUUUCCCUGAAGUUAGGGAGGGAAUAAAACCCCUUAACUAAGUGCCAGGUGGGUAGUUAAUCACUUUACGAACAAUCACGCUUAAGCUACAUAAUCUUUACUCCCUGGAAUGGAGAAAGAAACGCCCUAACCUUUGGAACAGAAAUUGAUAAGAUUAAAAUCAACUGGUAUAAAUACAGAUGUAACAAGACAACACAACACAGAACUUGGAUAUCUGUGUGCCAGGUAGAUAAAGGCACCAUUUUGGAGUGGCCGCGGGAGCCAAGGUGUCGCUGCAGGUUCGCUCUCCCGUGUGCUAGGCUUGGUGGGAAGGCCUGUUUUCCAGUCCGUGCUUUUAGUCCUCGCCAUGUCCGGAAGUGGUGUGAUUCGUGGUCGGGCAGGGAACAACCAUUGUCGCAUCUACGUGGGUAACUUACCUCCAGACAUUCAAACCAAGGACAUUGAGGACGUGUUCUACAAAUACGGCGCUAUCCGCGACAUCGAUCUCAAGAAUCGCCGCGGAGGACCCCCCUUCGCCUUCGUUGAGUUCGAGGACCCGCGAGACGCGGAAGACGCGGUGUGUGGUCGCGACGGCUACGAUUACGAUGGAUACUGUCUGCGGGUCGAGUUUCCUCGAAGCGGCCGCGGGGGUGGAGGUGGAGGAGCACCCCGAGGCCGCUAUGGCCCCCCAUCCAGGCGACCUGAGAACAGAGUGGUUGUCUCUGGACUGCCUCCGAGUGGAAGCUGGCAGGAUCUGAAGGAUCACAUGCGUGAAGCAGGUGAUGUAUGUUAUGCUGAUGUUUACCGAGAUGGCACUGGUGUCGUGGAGUUUGUACGGAAAGACGAUAUGGCCUAUGCCGUUCGAAAACUGGAUAACACUAAGUUUAGAUCUUAUGAGGGAGAAGCUGCCUACAUCCGGGUUAAAGCUGAUGGGCCCAGAAGUCCAGGUUAUGGAAGAGCUCCAUCUCGAAGCCGUAGUCGUAGCAGACGCCGUAGCAGAAGCAACAGCAGGAGUCGCAGUUACUCCCCCAGGAGAAGCAGAGGAUCACCACGCUAUUCUCCCUGUCACAGCAGAUCCCGCUCUCGUACAUAAGCUAAUUGGUGACACUUGUUUGUA
Myotis daubentonii (Daubenton's bat) is the source of this 1199-nucleotide messenger RNA. Its product is annotated as serine/arginine-rich splicing factor 1-like. Bases 450 to 1175 code for a protein of 241 amino acids. NCBI's taxonomy places the organism in Eukaryota, Metazoa, Chordata, Mammalia, Chiroptera, Vespertilionidae. The record is from RefSeq and is a predicted model, not a curated record. The transcript has a single exon.